Penicillium canariense is the source of this 1245-nucleotide messenger RNA. Its product is annotated as putative RNA polymerase II Elongator complex associated protein Kti12. The record is from RefSeq and is a predicted model, not a curated record. Lineage: Eukaryota; Fungi; Ascomycota; Eurotiomycetes; Eurotiales; Aspergillaceae. Bases 1 to 1245 code for a protein of 414 amino acids. The transcript has 4 exons.
AUGCCACUCGUCAUUCUUACCGGGUACCCCUGCUCCGGUCUCACCUACCGCGCCAACCAGCUUGCGUCGCUGAUCGAGAAGGCCCAGGAUGAGCUGUUCGCAUCCGCCGAGACAGCGUCGCCGGUCGUGCUAAAGUCCCGAUACAAAGUCCACGUUGUGUCCUCUCAUGAUAAAUCACACCCAAGAAAUGUGUACGACCAUGCUAGGACAGAGAAGGAGGCACGCGGUGUGGCGUAUGCGCGGGCGAAACGCGUGCUCACGCGGGACAGCAUUGUCAUUUUAGACGGGAUGAAUUACAUCAAGGGGUGGAGGUAUCAGUUGUGGUGUGAAGCCAAGGCUGCGAACACAACGUGCUGUGUGGUCCAUGUUGGAACCCCGGUCGAUCAGUGCAUCGCAAACAAUGACGCUCGGUUGCGCUGGCAAGAGGAGAAGAAGAAGAAUCAGAAGGAAGGCGAAUCAUCUGCAUCGCAAGCUGUGUCAACUGAGGACACUGCGACCAAGUCAAAAUUAGGCCUACCCCCCGAGCUCCUCAACAACCUUAUCUUCCGCUACGAGGAACCCAGUACCCAUAGCCGCUGGGACAAACCCCUAUUCACAGUCCCCUGGUCUGACGCCGAGCCACCAGUGGCAGAUAUUUUUGAAGCCCUAUCAGGCGUAAUUCUUCCUUCGGCAGAGGCACCCGCCGAAUCUCCAGUAUCCAACCUCACCGAAUCGCUUGCAUCCUCCACUCUCUCCGAUAUCGCUAGCACCACGACAACUGGCAGAGCGUUCAACCGCAGCCAGUCCACCCGACCAAAGAUCAUUCCGCACCAAGCCACCGUUCAAGCCGCGGCAACCGACUCCGGGGCACUAUACGCUAUGGAAAAGCGUACCACGGCCAUCGUGACUGCAAUCCGUACCUUCACACAAGCCAACCCCUCGGCUGAGACAGCUCUGGCACAGAGUGCCAACAGAAAGGGCAUCGCAAUAGAUGUCCCCGACGCCUCCAUCCCGGUCAUAAUCCCAACCCACGUCGCCACCACGGGCACGACAGACGAGCUAGCCGGCGCAGGUGGCAUCCUGGCUUUGCCAAAGCUGCAGCGCAUGCGGAGGCAGUGGAUUAGUUUGAACCGCAAGUACAUUGGCCACGGCCAUGGAGCGGGACAGGGGACUUUGACGAUCGAUCGUAUUGGAGAUGCGUUCGUGCGGUUCUUGAAUCAUGAAUUUGGGGGGUGUAGAGGAGGCUUAAGUGUAGUGUGGUGCUAG